Erythranthe guttata (spotted monkey flower) is the source of this 3510-nucleotide messenger RNA. NCBI's taxonomy places the organism in Eukaryota, Viridiplantae, Streptophyta, Magnoliopsida, Lamiales, Phrymaceae. The record is from RefSeq and is a predicted model, not a curated record.
UGUUGUUUAUUGAUUAAUACAGUGAGAGUGUUAUAUAAGCACAAUUAAAAAAUAUGUAACUAAUGCAAUAUUAAAAUCUAAGGUAACUGAUAAUAUUGAACAUAAAAUUUCUUGAAAGUGACUGAUAAUUUGAUAGUUGUUUAUUUAGAGAGAUUACCAAUUAUUUACCCUAAUCUAGGAUAUUUACAAAACCCUUAGUUAAAGGCAAAUCUUCAUUUAACAAACAGAAACACAUCACGGAAAUUAGCGUAUCAAGCUUUAACGGUCGAAUUUUUUUUCAAAAACUCCUACUCCUCUUACCUCGAGCUUUUCCGUGCGAUCCCAGAUUUUGCGAACUCUCAUUUUCUUCUAGAAUCCAAGCCCACAAAAUCUACCACGCUGCUUCAGGGCUUUAACGAAGAAAGGAUUUUAUUACUGCUCAUGAAUUUUAAUUUUCAGGCAACAUCAUUUGAAUUUGCAUGAAACCUUUUUCUGUCCAAUCCACUGCGACGUGUAUGUCACACACUAAAUGUACGAUUGAGCUUGGUUUUUGAAAGACAUUCGAAAUGAGUAAAUUUGCCUUGCAUAAAUUCCUUUCGUGAUAAAUAAAAACUUGCACCAAAUCCCCCCUAUUUUAUUUGUCUACAUUCCUAUCCAUUGUCAUUCAAUCGUUUAUGUUUUUUUAAAUUGAAGGGAAAAAUUGAAGAGUUACCAUUUACAACAUUUGUUAUGAAUACAUAAUAGAGAAGCGAGAUGUGUGCAAAGAAAAAUAAUAUAAAGGAGGUUUUACACAAUAAAAUAAAUAGAGGGGGAUUUGGUACUAGUCUCCCUUAUCACUGGCGUUUUUGUGUCGUUUACCCCUACUUAUUUGGAGGAAUUGUACCUUAUUUAAAUAUAUCAUUCUGUCAAAUUUUUCUUCUUCUAUUUUUAUUUUCGUUUUGUUUUACUUGGAGUAGAAGUUUAUUGGAUUUAUAAAAGGUCGAUGGUGAUUUUGGUUGGCAAGUAAACGGUCCUUACGAUCGUUUUACCAGUUUCUGGUUUGUAUGUCAGGUUGAUUUGAAAAACCUCGCAUGUGGUUUUGGUAGUAAUAACCCUAUCUUCUUACAUAAAUGUUUUAUUCUUUUCCUCUGAACAGAAUUGCUUAUACCAUUUUGCAUUGCCACUUGUUACUGCUGUAUUCAUGUGAAAGUGAUUCCAUUGAAACAUAAACCAUGUAUUUUCGGAUACUUAUUGCAUUGGCUUAUAUGGACAGGUGAAGUUGCCUUAAAAUGUUGACAAGUAAAAACAAUCUGCUGCUUUCACGAUUGGACACAACAUGUGGAUCUCUUCUCUAUGAAUUACAGUUAAUAUGGGAUGAGGUUGGGGUGUCUGAUGCUGAAAGGGAAAGAAUCUUGCUUGAAAUCGAACAAGAAUGCUCGGAAGUCUUCAGAAAGAAAGUCGACCAUGCAAACAGGUCUCGAGCUCAGCUGAGGCAGGCAAUUGCUGAUACUGAAGCAGAGCUUGCUACUAUUUGCUCUGCAAUGGGAGAGAGACCAGUGCACAUUAGGCAGUCCGAUCAAAGCUCUGAAAGCUUGAAGGCUGAACUCAGAGCCAACCUUCCACAGAUAGAGGAAAUGAGGAAGAGAAGAACCGAAAGGAAGAAUCAAUUUAUUGAAGUCCUAGAAAAUAUUCAGAGUAUUAAGAAUGAAAUUAAUAGGUCAGAUGGGUUUAAUUUAUCUGACUCAGCAAUCGAUGAAACUGAUCUUUCUAUGAAGAAGCUUGAAGAAUUGCACCGAGAGUUGCAGGGACUACAGAAAGAAAAGAGUGAACGUUUGGCGCUAGUACAGGAUGGCCUGAACUUUUUGUACUCACUGUGUGUUGUGCUUGGUUUCGAUUCCACGAAAAUGGCCAGUGAGAUUCAUCCGAGUUUAGGCGAAACUGAAGGUUCAAAAAGUAUUAGUAACAGCACAAUAGAUCAACUGGGGACUGUUAUACGAAAACUAAGAGAGCUCAAAUUACAGCGAAUGCAAAUGUUACAAGAUCUUGCGGCUUCGUUAUUAGAGCUUUGGAACUUGAUGGACACUCCAACUGAAGAGCAACAAAUAUUUCAGAAAGCUACUUGUAAACUAGUUGCUUCCGAAGAUGAGAUAACAGAGCCUGAAAUGCUUUCUCUUUGUUAUAUUAAUUACGUAAAGGCAGAAGUUUCUCGAUUGGAAGAUUUGAAAGCAAGCAAAAUGAAGGAACUUGUUUUGAGAAAGAAGGCGGAGCUCGAAGUUAUUUGUAGGAAGACACGUCUUAUUCCAGAUAUUGAUGGAGUGGAAACAUCUAUAGAUGCUAUUGAAUCUGGAGCUAUUGAUGCCGCUUGUGUACUCGAACAAAUUGAGCUGCAAAUAGCUAGAGUUAAAGAGGAGGCUCUCAGUAGGAAAGAGAUCCUCGAAAAGGUUGAGAAGUGGAUAUCUGCAUGUGAAGAGGAGAGCUGGCUCGAGGAGUAUAAUAGGGAUGAUAAUCGCUAUAAUGCUGGGAGAGGUGCUCAUCUUACACUAAAACGUGCCGAAAAAGCACGUGCAUUGGUCAAUAAACUUCCUGCAAUGGCGGAUACGUUAGCUUCAAAAAUCAUUGCUUGGCAAAACGAGAAUGGAAUAAAGUUUACUUAUGAUGGCGUUUGCCUUCUUUCUAUGCUUGAAGAGUAUAAGGUUCUAAGGCAAGAAAAAGAACUCGAGCGGAAAAGGCAGAGGGACCAGAAAAAACUUCAAGGACAAUUACUAGCAGAGCAGGAAACUCUUUACGGCUCAAAGCCUAGUACAAGCAAUAGAAGACUUUCUCUCGGUGUGCCUAUGGUACAAACUCCUAAGCGUGAUGUACGUCCUUCUAUGAAAGCUACUCCUAAUACGCGCAAGGCCAAAACCAAUGUGGUUAAAAAUCGGGACCGUCUUAAAGAUGAUGGAUUGUCAGCCCUUUCUUCGGGUAGGCGACGAUUGGACAUGACGGGUCUUCCUGUGAAACAGAACUCUCUCAACUCAACAAACGCUCAUGAAAAACGGGAGUUGCCAUUGACGAGAAAGCCAUUCUCUCCCAUUUCUUCGAAGAAUUCGUCUAAGCCCAACGCAGCAAAUAAUUUGGAAGACGCGAACAAAAAACAGAACGAGAUGUUGAUGCGCAAGACGCAACUUAUAGUUAGCAACAACAACAACAACAGCACACCGUUAACUCCUCCUCGUAGGAUUUGUUCCACUGCAGAUGUCGAAAACAGAACACCUCCCCAAAUAAAAACAAUUAUUGAUCUACCUAAAACGCCCUCGACAGUAUCUGUUCCAAUGCAAACUGCUGUAACACCGGUGCCUUUUACACAGACGACGGUCGAAGAGGAGAUUGAGUACUCGUUUGAGGAGAAACGGGCUCGAUUUGUUAUGCCUAGAUAACAUGUGAUGCAUGUGGUAUAACUUUAGCAAUAAAGUGUUGAUCUUGGCGCCACUAGCUUUUUAAGUUCAAACAUUUUAUUUAUAUCUUGGAUUUUAUGACUACAAAGUAAAUUAUGCUUUGCUUUUUUUUUUU